AUGUCGGUACAUUUCGAAAACGCUCAUCAUCCUUAUUAUCUUCUUACAACAAUUAGAAAUACUAAGUUAUAUUCUACCAUGUUAUCUCUCCUUAAUCUCAUUAAUAAUGCUACCACAUAUUAUAACUCCCUGUCCUCUAUGACAGCACAGCAAAAGGAUUGCGCGAGAAUCUUUUUUUCACGUCAAUUCUGUGCAUCUAACAUUGAAAUGGCCGAAAAUCCAAACUAUCACUCCGGACCAUCCGUUCAUGGUCGUCAUCCAAUGCAUUUAAUUGAAAAAAUUAUUCGAGAACGAAUUCAAGGAUCGCUUUACUGGAAAGAAAAAUGUUAUGGUUUAUCAGCUGCGACUCUAAUGGAUAGAGCAGUAGAGUUAGAAUAUAUCGGGGGUUUAUAUGGAGGAAAUCAACCUACAGAGUUUCUUUGCCUGACACUCAAGCUAUUACAAUUAUUACCUGAAAAAGAUGUGAUUAUCGAGUUGAUUUCACAGGAGGACUUCAAGUAUUUACGAGCAUUAGGCGCAUUCUAUUUACGAUUAACAGGCAGAGCAAAAGACAUCUACCAAUAUCUCGAACCACUGCUGAACGAUUAUCGAAAAUUGCGAGUACGAGAAGGAGACGGGUACUUUUUGACAUAUAUGGAUGCUUUUAUUGACGAUCUUUUACAUAAAGAACGCGUUUGCGAUGUGAUGUUGCCAUAUUUGACCAAUCGAUAUGUACUCGAACAGAAUGAUGAACUAGAGCCAAGGGAAAGUGCAUUAGAAGAUGAUUUGGAAGACGAAGAAAGUCAGGAUGAAGAAAAGAAUUGA
Mycotypha africana is the source of this 804-nucleotide messenger RNA. Its product is annotated as PRP38 family-domain-containing protein. Lineage: Eukaryota; Fungi; Mucoromycota; Mucoromycetes; Mucorales; Mycotyphaceae. Bases 1 to 804 code for a protein of 267 amino acids. Gene Ontology annotation, cellular component: precatalytic spliceosome. The record is from RefSeq and is a predicted model, not a curated record. The transcript is spliced from 4 exons.